Mycena citricolor is the source of this 1559-nucleotide messenger RNA. The record is from the annotation of a GenBank genome assembly. Lineage: Eukaryota; Fungi; Basidiomycota; Agaricomycetes; Agaricales; Mycenaceae.
UCGGAAGCAAUACUGGCAGCGGUGCCACUGGUGCACCUCGUUCUCGGGCAGAAAGGUCUCCUAUUAUUCAAUCCACACACAUAUCGACGUGUAUUCCUAGUGUCGGCAGCUUCGACAUUGCCUUGGCAUUCAAGUCCUCACAGAUCACAUGAUCGCGUUGUGUCGCUUGUCCUGCCGCAAUCUUCCACUUCAGUCUCCCAGUGCACAAUGCGAGAAUCCGCAAUCUGUCUUGUUCUGCUCCCCAGUAUCGUGAUAUCCGCCCGAAGCAGAACAUUCAUUGAGUGGCCGCCCGCGGAACAACGAGACCUCACUUCCCCCUCUUGCGCGCGGAUGUACUGUGUCUGAGACCGUUGGUGCUACUUAAGACUGCUGGGGACCGGGCGGAGUCUGUGUCAGCUCUCACUCUCAGCAUAUACAGCACCAUCAUGACCACCGAAGAAUAUGGCUCACUCGUGCCGGCUGUCUGCGUCAACCUGUUGUUGUACACACUCGAAUUCGUGAUGGCCUGCGUCUUCCUCUCGCGUCGGGCGAAGGAGGGGCUGCCGGUUGCGUCUUCCUCUACUUUUGGCAAGACACUCACUGGGGUACUGUUCUCUACACUGUUUCCGGCAUGUGGACUGACACACUACGCAGGGGAUAACGACGAGGUGCAAGGCCGGUUCUGGAAGCUCCUCAUCGGCACUCUGGUCUGGGCACUGCCUCGACUGCCAUCGCCCAGUCUUACCUCCUGCAAAAGUUCUGGACCAAGUGAGUGCUCCCCUCCGUGGCGUGGUCUUUGCUCAAUCAGGGUCAAGUAUCCCGAACCAUCUCAUCGGCACGGCCCUGAUUGUCUCACUUCUGGUUGUGACACUUCUGGGUCCGUCGCCUCCGUGGCGGUUUGCGCAUACAUGAGCAGUGGACCAAUGCAGAGCAACUCGUCCGUUCAUCUGUCUCGUCACGGCGUUCGGCAUAACGUCGAUCUCCGUUUGCCACGCAUCGCCGUCAAGUCUGUGGCCAAGAGAAACUUCAUCGUCCGCGGCUGGAAAGCAUUUGUCAGCACUGGGAUGCCGGGUAGCAUCAUUUGCAUCCUCGCUCUGGUUGCGGGGUUAUGGGAAAGCACACCACCUGCGGUAGACAUCAUCGCGCUCUACUUCGUUCUUGCCCGGGUGUACUCGUGCACGAUGCUCUUCACCAUGCACUAUCCACUUCCGAUCCGCAAGUCGAUGAUCCAAGAUCUGGUCAAUACGUCCGGCGCCCAAGGCACUUUGCUCUCACGUUCCCCUUCCCCGGAUAUCUUUCUCAAGUCCGAAAGGGGCACCCAGCCCAAGGAGGGAAACGUGCAGUCUUGGUACAACAUUGACCUGGGUGAUGGGGCGAUGCGCACCAGCCGUAGUGCACCGGAGAACACAAUGGUGACAGCAGGAUGUGAACCGCAGAAGCAGCCGUGUAUCAGAAGCGUUGAGGUCGGUAGCGUGUCAUUCCUGUUUGGGAUCGUUGGUCUCGUCUUUUUGUACCCCAUUGCGGAUGUUUUCGUUCUCGUCAUCCAUAACACGCACCAUCGAGCCAGCCAUUACGAGUGA